GUUCCCUUCUGCCGAACGAUUUCACUAGAUUCAUAACUCAACAAAAUAACAAUAGGGAAUAUCCAAUACAAUUAAUGGCAAAUAAUAUAACCAAGGUGAUCCUUCUCGUAGAUAUUGAUUGUUUCUAUUGCCAAGUAGAGGAAAAGCUGAAUCCAAAUUUGCGAGAAAAACCUGUUGCAGUGGUUCAAUACAAUACAUGGAGAGAAGGAGGGAUAAUAGCUGCUAACUACUUAGCUAGGGCUAAAGGUGUUACAAAAGGCUUAUGGUGUUAUGAGGCUAAAGAGAAGUGUCCUGAGAUAUUGUUUGCAACUGUAAAUGAAGUUCGUGGGCGAGCUGAUUUAACAAAGUACAGAGAAGCUGGCAAAGAGGUUUUUGAUGUUUUGCAGAAAUACACUACAAUCAUUGAAAAGGCAUCUGUUGAUGAGGCCUAUUUGGAUAUCACAGAAGCUGUUACCAAAAGGUUGCAUGAUGGUUUUGUUCAAAUCAACUCCAAUGAAAAAAUGUGUAGGACACAUGUAGUAGGAUAUAAAAUUGAAGAUUAUUUAGAUAAUUUAUGUAGUGACUCUGAUUCAAGUUCAGAAUUCUCUGAAGGAAAUGUUAGGCUUGCAAUGGGUGCUCUCAUUUCAGAAGAAAUCAGGGCUGAAAUAUUAGUGAAAACAGGUUACAAAUGUUCUGCUGGCAUAGCCCACAAUAAAAUGUUGGCAAAACUAGCUAGUGGCUUACACAAACCAAAUGCUCAAACUAUUUUCCCACAAGAGUCUGUCCCUAAUUUAUUCAAGAAAUUACCAAUGCAGAAAAUUAAGAGACUUGGUGGAAAAUUUGGAAAAACAAUAGCUGAAGAGUUAAACAUUUCCUUUGUAGGUGAAGUGACAAAGUUUAGUGAGAAAGAGCUUGUGAGGAAGUUUGAUGAGAAAUCAGGGAAAUGGCUAUACAAUAUUGCAAGAGGCAUAGAUUUAGAACCAGUUAAAACUAGAGUGGUAUCAAACUCAAUAGGUUGUUGUAAAAGAUUCCCUGGUAAAAAUUGUCUAGUAUCUCCUGGAAGUGUUGAACGUUGGAUCAAUGAAAUAGCUACUGAAGUUUCUGAGAGGCUAGAAAGAGAUAUGGAGGAGAACAAUAGGAAGGCAAAACAAUUAGUUUUUAGUUUAACACAAACAAUUGAUGAAAAACUUGUCAGUAGUUCUAAAACACUUAAUUUGAAUUCUUAUGAACAAUCCAAAAUAGCAAGAGAUUUUUUACAAAUUGUUAAUAAGAAUUGUAGAAAAUCAAAUGGUAAUUAUAAUAAUAUAACUUUCCUAGGCCUGAGUGCUGGAAAUUUUCAAAACAUAAAAAAUAAUUCAGAUAUCAAAUCAUUUUUGAAAAAAAUUAGUGACCAUAAGUUUGAGCUAACUAGUCCUCAGAAAAGUAAUUCCUUAGGACAUAAAAACACUUCCCCAUCCCAGCAUUCCCAGCUAUGCAAUAAUAUCAGCACAGAAUAUUCAAGAAAAAGUGAAAAAACUGAUGGUCUUCUUGAUAAUACCAUUGAAAAAUUCAAUAGCAUUGAUAGUAACAAUGAUAUGGAUAUAGAUAAUGAUACAUUAUCAUCUACAGUACAAGAUAAUGAUAUCAAUAAUCAAGCAUAUUCACAUCAAAGCAUAGACAUUGACAAUAAAUCUAAUGGGGUUUCUACAUCUUUCUUCAAUAAUUAUUUUGAAAAAAAUACAAAAUCAAAAUUUGGAUAUCAUAUUGAUGAGGCAGAUGUUCUUCCAGCAUCUAGAAGUGACAAUAAUCCUAAGAAAUCUGAAAAAACUGUUGAUGAUAUUGAAAUUUUUUCAAAAUGCAAUGAGACCAGUUUAGAUUGCCCCUUUACUUCCAAAGUUGAUGAAGAUAUUUCAUCUCUACAAGGCAAUCAGGCAAAUAAUACAAAAAAUAGUGAGAAAAUUCAGAGUAUUCAACAAGUAGUAUCUGAUGAUAUUAAUAAAAAAGAGUUUCAGGCAACAAGUCAAAAGAAAAGAAAAGCCAAUGAAACUCCAUCAGUAUUGACCUUAUUCAAAAAGUUUGAGGAAUUGAAUGAAGACAAUAGCAAUUACUGUGAAGAAUGUAAUAAGAGAAUCAAAUUGGAAGAUGUGGCAAAUCAUGAUGAUUAUCACACAGCCCUCCAAAUACAUCUGCAAUUGAAUAAUCCAUCACAGUCCUUGAAUAAAUCAAAAUCAGUUGGUACUAAAAAAUUCAAAGAGAGUAGAAGAGAAAAUGGAGGCAUUUUGAACUUUUUUAAAAUCACCUCAGACCCUAUUCAAACAAUCCAUAAUAAUGUUGAAAAUAGGUAAUAUUAGUAAUAAACACUGACAAAAGAAGCACAAAAGCACAUUUUUUUCUCAAACAAAAUGUUCUUUUAUAUGUAAUUCUGUUUUUAUAUUUUUAUUAAACAAACAAAAACAGCACUCCUCAC
Messenger RNA from Phaedon cochleariae (mustard beetle), 2425 nucleotides. The record is from the annotation of a GenBank genome assembly. Lineage: Eukaryota; Metazoa; Arthropoda; Insecta; Coleoptera; Chrysomelidae.